This is a messenger RNA of Lingula anatina, 1106 nucleotides long. RefSeq names its product solute carrier family 49 member 4. The record is from RefSeq and is a predicted model, not a curated record. Lineage: Eukaryota; Metazoa; Brachiopoda; Lingulata; Lingulida; Lingulidae. Gene Ontology annotation, cellular component: membrane; intracellular membrane-bounded organelle.
UGAUCCAUGUUGGGCACGUACUAAACGGUCUCUCUGGCGGGGUUUGCUGUGCGGCGGGCCCUCUGUUGUCCAAUGUCUGGUUUCCCGUGUCACAGAGAACCACCGUCACUGCCGCCGUGACAGUGUUCACAUUACUUGGAGGUGCCUUGUCAUUCAUUAUAGCUCCUUUGGCCGUUCGAAAACCGACGUGUGUGGAAAACUGUAGCAGUUUCGUCGAAGAGUCCAACAUAACAUAUGAUAUAUCUGUAGAAGAGGUAUCUUGGGACAUUCACAGACUUAUGUUCAUUGAGGCAGGCGUCUGUGUGGCCGUAUUUGUCAGCAUGCUGCUGUAUUUUCCCGCCAAACCUCCAACGCCUCCCAGUGUAUCCGCAUCCAAGAAGAGAGUGGACUACCGGAGAGGCGUUUUUACCUUGCUACGAAAAUACCAAGUGUUUGCCAUCGGCGUCCCAUACGCAUUAACGGGGGUGUAUGGGUCCUGGAUGUCGUUACUAGGCGUUAUUCUUCAAGACAAAGUGUCACAGGAUGAGGCAGCGUAUUUAGGUUUCUGGAGUUCAAUUGCUGGAAUUUUGGUAGCAGUUCUUUUUGCAAGGAUCUCUGAUUUAUUUGCUGGUCACUUAAAGGCCGCAGUUCUCAUACUGCUAUUUGUGUCUGCCGGGUCGUACACUUGGUUUGCUGCUUUGAUAGAAACGUUUGUUUUGCCACCUGUUCCUGGAUGGAUUGCGAUGACCUACAUCUCUAUCAUCCUGGGAGGCAUUUGUGAGAUAGCACUUCAGCCGUUUGGGCUGGAGCUGGCGUGUGAGGCGAGUUAUCCCGUGGCCGAAGGGGUCACUGCUGGAUUACUGACCGCGCUGUACAACGGGGUGGCGGUCAUCUUCUUCUUCUCGUUUAUGAUACCUCAAGUUGAUAUCCAGUACAUGAACUGGGUCCUGGUAGCAGCAGUUGUUGUCAGUAUACCUCUCACCAUCAGCUAUAGGGAGAGUUACCGGAGACUUAGCUUAGACAGCCGCUGAUGGAGCCACAUCUCUCCGUCUUUCUGUCGGCAACUUACCCUCUGAUAUAGGGUCUUCGGCUAUCUUGAAUGAAUGGAUUGAAAAUAAACAAACCUG